UUGGCAAUGUAAUUUUUCUGGAUUUCAACUGUAACACAUUAAAAGAUGUGUUGGUGUUCGCCAUGUUGCUGCAGCCGUUGGUGUGCAAAUACGGAAGGGAUCACCCCGGCCAACGUCCUCCUCGCCAUCUUUGUCCCUCCGCUUGCGAUUUACCGAAAGAAGGGCGUCACGACUCAUUUCUGGAUUAGUCUCUUGCUGACAACUUCAGGACUUGCUCCGGGCAGCAUUCACGGGGUUUGGAUCAUUUGUAACUAGGAGCCCACAAACAUGGGUUUGAUGUAGCUUGUAUGUUUUUCUUUUUUUUUUUUGUUUAAUUAAUAUAGUUUGAUUUUUGAA
Rubroshorea leprosula is the source of this 336-nucleotide messenger RNA. The record is from the annotation of a GenBank genome assembly. NCBI's taxonomy places the organism in Eukaryota, Viridiplantae, Streptophyta, Magnoliopsida, Malvales, Dipterocarpaceae.